AUGUUUCUGAAGACGGGCUCCUUGUUUCUUGUGGCUGUGUUUUGGCCCCUGGUGAGCUGUGGGCCCCAGACUCAGCUCCAUGAGAAUAUCACAGACCAGGAGCUGUUCUGGGGGGCUGACCAGUAUGACUUCUCUAUUGUCCUCCCCGCAGCAGGGCUUGAGUGCGUCUGGCAUUUUGCUCACGUGGGUGAAAUCUUCUACCUCAACUUCAUGGUGCAGUGGGUAACAGGGGUGGGCCAUGACAGGCACCUGUCUGUCACAGUAAACGCCCCUGGAGGUCUGCUGCUUGACACUGUGGAUGAUGCUACAGGACAGAUCCGCUUUGAGGCCAAGGAGACUGGUUUCUACCAGAUGUGCUUCAGUAACUUCCACAACCAUUUCGGGAUGAUGCAAGUCUUCUUGAGUUUCGGAGUGCACUACGACGGGUAUGAGGACGCCACCCAAAAGAAGGAAGAGGAGAAGAAAAAGAAAGAGGAACUUAGCAAGGAUCUCAACAACACUCUCAGUGUCAUUGGGGAGGCCACACACAAAGUGGAGACUUAUGUUUUCCACAUGUUUCGCUACUACACGUUAAGUCGCAUGAAGAAGAGUGCAGACUACUACCUGCUGCUGUCUAACUCACAGUAUGUGUCCUGGAUGUCCCUGGCCCUCAGCCUCCUCAUCCUCACCUCAGGUUACCUGCAGCUGCUCUUCCUCAAACGCCUCUUCAUCACCAAGGAAACACAGCCAGAGGAGAAGCCACGCUGCUGAGAAAUACUAGACUUGUACAUGAUUUUAAUAUAUAAUUGUAUGUUGUGCUAUUCCCUGUUCUCAAAUAAUGAUAUAAAUCAAAAACAGUGAUUUGAAAGUUGAAAAAGUUGAAGAAACAGUGGUCAUCUGGACACUGUUUUGAGUCUGCCCUUGAUAAACAAGCUGUGAUUUUUAACUUUCUACUGGUUAAAAUUUACAAAAAUAAAUUGUAUGAAUUGUACAAGAUCAACAACAAACUCAAGCAUUUUAGUGGAAAAAAAUAACACAUAUAUAUUCUUUAUAAAUUGUACUUGUACAAUUUCUACAUAAUAAUAAUAAUAAUAAUAAUAAUAAUAAUGAUAAUAAUAAUAAUAAUGUUGGUGGUGUUAAGUUAUGAAAUGGUUUAUAGACAGACAUAAAAGCCUAUUGUGAAGCAUCUGAGAAUUAGAAGAACUGAGGAAUAAUCAUGAGAAUAUUAUCUGUAUCUUUUUGCAUUUAAGGAAUUUCAUGUGUUAGGGGUAAUUAUUUUUGGCUGAUUAAUGGCUCUUUGUUACUACAGUGUGAUGGCUGACCAUCUGUAUGAUUGCCCAUAAUAAUAGCCCUGUUUUUCAUGCCCC
Molecule: messenger RNA, 1346 nt
Organism: Boleophthalmus pectinirostris (great blue-spotted mudskipper)
Lineage: Eukaryota; Metazoa; Chordata; Actinopteri; Gobiiformes; Gobiidae
Gene: tmed6
Product: transmembrane p24 trafficking protein 6
Exons: 4
Coding region: 1-750 (249 amino acids)
Biological process (GO): Golgi organization; endoplasmic reticulum to Golgi vesicle-mediated transport; intracellular protein transport
Cellular component (GO): COPII-coated ER to Golgi transport vesicle; Golgi apparatus; endoplasmic reticulum
Source: RefSeq, a predicted model, not a curated record